AAUAACUAUUCCGUUCGGGUCUCAACGCCAAAACAGCGAAGAAUCUUUAUGUAUAAUGAAGAUUGUUGUUUAUGUUUGUGUUGACAGUGUUGAAGCAUUUAUUGCUUGAAGAGGUUUAAUCAGUUGGUCGAAAAAUCAUUUCCCAUGGACGAAAUUGCAUUCGUUCAUUUCGAAUGACUCACUGCUUGUAAAUAACUUCUUUGUAGAUUGGAGAAAUAUUCGAUCGAGAAAAAUGAGUGACACCGAUUCGUCCACUUGUUGUAGCAUCAGAGACGAAGAGCUGGGCUACUACUACAAGUGUAGGGCAGCUUUUGAAAACAGCGAUAAGGAGAACAACAUAGAGAUGAUUACAAAUUUGAAUAAAAUAAUCAAGUCGAUCAAGGUAUUUCAUCAGUCACCUCUCUACACUGCCAUAUACAAACAGAAUCUUGGCUUGACAAAGAGACUAUUGAAAAUAGUGUCCCUGAGUGACAUGGAUUUCAGUGCUACUCAAUGUUUUGAGCUACUGCUAGACAAAGAUAACCGAGAAGUAUUAACUCUAGUUUUAGAUGAUUUUAUUAAGCGAAAAAUUAAUCCAAUAGACGGUUAUGGGAUUUCACCGUUUCACAUAGCUUGCUAUCUGGGCGAUGUUCAUUUAAUGGAGGAAUUUUUGAAAAUGGGGAAUUAUGUAAAUUUAUGCGUUCAUUCGUCAGAUUGUUACUUUUCUGGCUACUCUCCUUUGCAUUUCACCGUUCAGUCUGAGAAUCCAAAUGCUGUAGAUUUAUUAUUAACAAAGUACAAAUGUGAUGUUAUAAAAAAGAAUGGAAGAGGUAAAACUGCAUUUUACUUGGCUUGCGAAUGCCCAAACGAGCCUGUUCUAGACUUAUUACUAAAAUUUCAUUUCACAAUCAACAAAAAUACUGUCAGUGAUAAUGGCUUUUCAGUCAUUCACGAAAAACUCUUUUACAAACACAUGAUUCAUUUCAACGUCAUACGCUAUGUUAAAUUUGCUUCUCCUUGGACAAGCUGGACUCCGUUGCAUUAUGCCGUCGUCAUGCAGAAACCACACUUGGUUGAAUUUCUGGUCAACUUCGACGUCGAUAUCAAUGCUAAAGACGAAGAAGGUAUGACCCCUCUUCACUUGGCUUGUCAAUACAACGCUGAAAUGUUCAGCAAGCUCACAUCCAGCAAAUCGCACAGUCAAGCUGAAAUCAAUUACUGGAUACUAAACCAAAACGAGCAAGUAAAAAUUGCCGAGAUACUUUUGAAAAAAGGCUGCGACGUCAAUACCAAAGAUAAGUUAGGAAAAACCCCAUUCUUUCACGCACUGGAAAACUUUGCCAAAAUAUAUCCAUUCAAGAUAGACGAGUUCGUUCGGCGAAAUCUCAUCCAUAAGCGUAAAAAAUUGAUCGAACUGCUCUUGAGUUACGGCGCCGACGUGAGAAUCGCCGACGAAGAGGGCAUAACGCUCCUUUACGAUCUUGCCUGCGGAGACCAGGUGUUUCACGAGCAGGACAAAGUCGAGGUAGCCAAAGCACUGCUGAUCCGGGGAGCCGACGUGAACGCGAUAGCGAGCGACCACGGGACACCCCUGUACCUGGCCAUACGCAAUCAAUUUCUCAGCCUCGCGGAGAUCUUCGUCGAGCACGGGGCCGACGUCAACAUACGCUGCUCGUCGCAGAAGAAUUUCUCGCCCCUGCACAGCCUCAUCUAUCACUCAGCCUACUCGGAGACCUCGGUGAGACUCUUGAACAUGCUGCUGGAGCACGGCGCCGACGUGCACGCCAAGGAGUUGGGCCACGCCACGGCCCUGCACCUCGUGAUCGACGCCCACGGCAUCCAGAACGAGCAGGCGAUGCACACGGACGACAUGGCGCUGGCUCUGCUCCAGCACGGCGCCGACGUGCACGCCAAGGACCAGUACGGCCAGACGGCGCUGCACCGGGCCUGCUUGAAUCGCUACCUGUGCGGUACGCAGCUGCUGCUCGAGGCCGGGGCCGACAUCAACGAGACCGACGAGUACGGCAACACGCCCCUGGACAGCGCCUGCUAUCGCAUACAGCGCGACCAGCGCAACGGCUUCGUCGUCUGCAUCAGGCUGCACAUCGCCAAGCUCGUGCUCCUGGGUCGCAAAGUGUCCAAGCGCAAUCAGGAUCGGCUCGCCGAGCUCAUGAAGAUGUACUCGUAUCGAUUUCCGCUUCCGCCGAUCGACGCCCAGGUCGACGCCUGCCUCGACGAGAUCCAGCGCAUGAAGUCCGUGCGGGUCAACGUCUACAGCAGCUUGUACGACGUGGCGCGCCUCGAGUCCGACGACGACCUCGUCAAGCACUCGAAGAACGAGGAGUUCUGCCGCCUGGUCGAGUCCGAGACGUUCCUCGCCGAUUACCGACACUACGGCAGUCUGCUGCGGGUGCAGCUGAGCAAGGGUCGCGCCCGGGCCAAGCUGUACUCCGCCGCGGAGGACGGUCUGCGCUCGUGCUGGCAGAGGCCGGACGGCGGCUCGCUGCCGGAAAUGUGCAUCGAGAGGAUCCUGCACUAUCUCAGUAUUGAAGACUUGAAGAGACUAAGUCAAAGCUUAUAAGAGAGAGAGAAAGAGAGAGAGAUGCGAAGUUAUGUAAUAAGUUCGUUUAUCGAUCGAUAUCUAUUGAUUUUGUAUUUUGCACAUUUUAAAAAUCGUAUAUGUACAUAUUUACAUAAAAAAGUCCAAGAAGUAACGAAAUUAUUAUUAUUAUUAUUAUUAUUAUUAUUAUUAUUAUAUAAUAUAUAUAAGAUACGUUGCGCCCUAUUAUUGUUCACGAUUGAUUAAUUAAUGAAUUGUAAAACGAUCGUUAUGUAUGCACAUGAAAUGGUCUUGAUUAUUUACUCUUUUUUUUUUGAAAAACAUAAAAUUUGACAUCUAUACGGAAAAUUUGAAUAAAUCUAACAAGUAUUAUCAACC
Messenger RNA from Trichogramma pretiosum, 2917 nucleotides. RefSeq names its product tankyrase-like. Gene Ontology annotation, cellular component: nucleus. The coding region runs from base 233 to 2560 and encodes 775 amino acids. The transcript has 2 exons. Gene Ontology annotation, molecular function: transcription cis-regulatory region binding; protein binding. Gene Ontology annotation, biological process: positive regulation of transcription by RNA polymerase II. Lineage: Eukaryota; Metazoa; Arthropoda; Insecta; Hymenoptera; Trichogrammatidae. The record is from RefSeq and is a predicted model, not a curated record.